Molecule: messenger RNA, 2562 nt
Organism: Penicillium soppii
Lineage: Eukaryota; Fungi; Ascomycota; Eurotiomycetes; Eurotiales; Aspergillaceae
Product: Sin1 family protein
Exons: 3
Coding region: 1-2562 (853 amino acids)
Biological process (GO): TORC2 signaling
Cellular component (GO): plasma membrane; cytoplasm; TORC2 complex
Molecular function (GO): phosphatidylinositol-4,5-bisphosphate binding
Source: RefSeq, a predicted model, not a curated record
AUGUCCCUUCUUCACAAUGAAGACUUCACAAUCUGGCAACUGCGCUCCUCAUAUCUUUCGACGAUCAAAGACGGAAUCGGAGACCGACUUAUCAACGUCAAUGACUCCGUCCUGAAUACACCUGGCUUCCGCGCGGCAGGUUGGUCAACUGCCGCCGCGUACCCGAAUACACAUAGUUCAUCCCACCUGAAGCGCACCUAUUCCCCACCAAUCCCAACCACUGCGAACGUAUCUUCCGAAUAUUACAAAUUGGCGGAACGAAAUGCGAAGUCUCCAAAGUACGAACUGCAAGGCCUCGGCCCGGAGGACGGCGAGGAUGAUGGAGGCAUGGUGACAGGCAAGAGCCACACGGACAUGACCGCGCGACGGCAUCAUGCACGUAAUGGGAAGAAGAAAAGUCGGCGUGAAAGGGCACAAGAGGCUCAGAGACAAGCGGUAGCAGAGGAAGACGAUAGUAGCGAUUUGAGUGACGACAGCGACGAUGAUGGGGACAAUGUGGGCAGUGCUGUCGAUCAAAUCAAAUUCCACAAGAUGCCCAUACGUCGAGACCGAGCCGACUCCUCUCCAAUGCGCUCCGAAGAUCAGCGCGAGCGACCAGAAGUUAUGAUCACAUCUCCGUCCACCCAGCAUGUUGCGAAUCAUAACCAAUCGAUACCACUACGACCUCGUCGAGACACAACUACAAGCAGCGAUCUAUCAACAGAUAAUGAAACUGACCACCGAGGCUACAAGUCCCAAGUCUCUUUCUCCGGGAGUGAUCUCAUCGUCAAUUAUCCGCGCAGGCGACGUGAACGGACUGGUAGUCGAGGGGCAGAAAGCCUGGCUCUCGGACAACUCCACGAGGAAGACGAGGAUGAUUCUGGCGCCGAGUCCGCUGUGUCUGCAAUUUCAUCUGAUUUUGAUAACACAGCUGGAUCUGGCUCCUUACUUUUAGCAGGUGUUGCGGGCGGUUUAAAUAUGUCCUCGCCCAUGGUUAUGAUGAACAAGUUGCCACCAGGAACUGGCCCACAGAAUAGCUCACCUCGCAAGAAUCGCACACCGGCCCCAACGCUACAAGACCUCCCACCGCCACGACCCAUUAGUAUGAUUCAACCAGUCAGUUUAUUGACCAGUCAGCUCAAGGCUCGGAAGCGGGCACCAAGCAAUCCUGUGGACAGAUUUGUGGUGCUUUCUGGGCGAGGACAAGAAGACGCUUUGUACUUGAAGAUUUACGCUCCCUUCUCCAGUGACCCGGAAGAUCCGUUAGAUCUGCCGGUGACGCGCGAGUCUAAACUUGCGGAGCAGCCCGCACCCGUCACCGUCGCUGAGACGAUAGGUUUGGCCCUAUGGAAAUAUUCGGCGGAUUCUCGAGGCCCAGCGCUAGACCGUGAAAAGUUGACCGUAAACCGGUGGACUCUACGGAUGGUUGAUGAUGGCGAAGUUGAAUAUGACUUCCCGGCACUUGGGCGUACCCUUCCAAUGACGGAUUUCACAUCAAACAACAAUCAACCUCCCAAGGUCCGACAACGAGCAAGAGGGAAGGCCUAUGAUGAGUUCGCUCUAGUUGAAGCCUCGAAAGCGGAGUUCGAGGAGAACGAGAAGUUAUACCCACAGUUCAGUUCAAACAUUGCAUCAGAAGAGACAGACCAGCCUGCGAAUGUUGCAACACCGGGCACGGCUCAACCACCCGCUGCGCAGAGCAAGCCUCCUCAGAUCACACCUGCUCCAGCCCGAGCAAAUCCUAUUUUGGGUCAGCCAUUUUCUUCUGCGCUCAACCACAGCACACUUACCCCUGCUGAUCGACCCGCUGUGCCCACCUCACAUGCGACUCCUCGUCUCGGUGUUGCCAAAACAUUGAAGAUUCGCUUCGUUAACACAGAGGCCUCCGCACAUGUCAUGACUAUCAACACAUCUACCGACAGCUAUAUAGCCGAGAUCCUGGACUCUGUAUGCAAGCGCUGGGGCCAGGACAAGGGUAACUACCUGUUAAAGGUAAUGGGAUCAAACACGAUCGCUCCUCUUGACCGCACCGUGGAAGCACUGGGUAGCAUCACCGAGCUUGAUCUAGUCCGCCGUCGUUUCGGUGGGGGUCCUCUCGCUCUUGGAACCUCACCUGGAAGUUCAUCACCGAACGCACCUUUGAUGGUGGAAACUGCAGAGCCAGCAACCUCCAAAAAGGCCAAGAAGGAGGCCAAGAAGGGCGCUCAACGCAUGCUACCAUCAUCCUCUCAGAAACAAGACCACCUCGGCGGGUAUUAUCGCCGGUACCACGUGUUCCGCAAACAACCCAUGUCUUUCACGGCAUCCAAUCACCGUAUCCUCACCUUUGAAAAUGACUAUAUGCACAUUGUGCCUGGAGAAACCGGUAAAACCGUCUCUGGUGGCAAGACACGGUCGAUUAGUUUCAGCGACGUGAUCGGCUCCAAGGUCAGCCGCAGGCAUCCGAAGAGUUUCCGUGUGAUGAUUGUACGUGGAAACGAUGCUACGGAGCAGAAGCGCUAUGACUUUGAGGCUCGAAGUACCGGCGAGGCCGAGGAGAUUGUCGACGAGAUAAAGAAGAACAUGGCGCAUUAUCGCAUUUGA